Paramuricea clavata is the source of this 943-nucleotide messenger RNA. The record is from the annotation of a GenBank genome assembly. NCBI's taxonomy places the organism in Eukaryota, Metazoa, Cnidaria, Anthozoa, Malacalcyonacea, Plexauridae.
AUGUUAGAUGAUUCAGAUGAGGUAAGAAAACAGUGACUAAUCGUUGUGAUAAACACUUAUUUAAACUUUUUACAUUCAUAUGUAAUAUCGAACAAUAAUGAAUAGUAUAAAUAAAUUAAAUAUUCAUGAGUAAAUUACAAGUACUACGUCUUAAUACGUCUAAAUGUUUCACUGUGUACUCUGCCUGUUUCGUGUUUAUACUGAAAUGUUUGUGAACAUGCUGCAAAACUGACACUUUAGAUUGGAAUAACUGUUGCGCUUUGCCACGUGUGUAAAGAAGAAGUAGGGGUUGGUCACAGCUGCACAAAAUGUAAAAGGUCGGUGCAUUUGAUUUGUGGACAUCCGGUUGGUGAAGAAGGUUACGGCCAACAUGUUGUUUGCUUCAACUGUAAAGAUGAAGGUAUCUAGCUAAAGAAUUAAUUUUGCCAUAUCUCAAUGGACAGUGCAACUAAAAAAAUAUUGUAAAUCGUAAAGUUCACUUAGAAUAUAAACGCAUAAAAUAUUGUAUUUAUCGCAUAAAGUAUUUUGCAAAAGUUAACUCUCGUACAGCUUUAUCGAUAAAUAUUAUGAUUGCACAGGUGCAGGUGACGUAAACAAGUCUGGUUUGAAUGAAGUAAAACAAGGAAGAUCCUUGAAACGUCAGCUUACUUUAGACUGGGGAAGCUUCACAUCUCAGAAACCCCAAGGGCCAGUUGCAAAAAAGCAAAAAGUAGAUGACCAACCAAAACAGAGGGAAAACCAUGUUUGUUUACAAUGCAUGGAACGAUGUUUGCAAGGCAAACAAGAAGAAAGAUCUUCAAGCAUCUGUCGACUAGAUAAUUCUAGCAUCCAACGACACAAAGACAGAUGGCAUAAAUUACCCGACAGAGAAAAAUGCACAUUUGUGCCAGCAUCAUCCCCGUCAGUUGUCUCACUUAGGGACAAGUAUUGCAACCACAAGUAA